This is a messenger RNA of Gossypium arboreum, 488 nucleotides long. RefSeq names its product wound-induced basic protein. The transcript has 2 exons. The record is from RefSeq and is a predicted model, not a curated record. NCBI's taxonomy places the organism in Eukaryota, Viridiplantae, Streptophyta, Magnoliopsida, Malvales, Malvaceae. The coding region runs from base 145 to 288 and encodes 47 amino acids.
AACACCAAAAUCCCCACCAGAAACACUAUUAUUUAUUUCUAACAGCGAAAGCAACGUAGCUAAGUUACUGAAGCUGCGAGAGAGUACUGCGUGAACAAAGAAAAGCGAAGGUAAGUGGGCUUCUUAGCUAGGGUUUCCUCAGAAAUGAUUUACGACGUCAAUUCUCCUCUCUUCCGUUCAUUCCUCAGCCAGAAGGGUGGCUCCUCCGACAAGAGGAAAAUGGAGGAGCAAAAGCCUAAGGAACAGAAACCCAAAGCAAACGAGAACAAGCCAGUCAUGACGGAGUAGUCGUUGCUUUUGGUUUUAGGAUUUAAUAUGCUUUAGAAUGGAAGAUGAGGGUAUCAGAUGCUUUAAAAUGCUAUGAUACUUGCUACGAUAACUCUGUUUUUUGUGUGGAUCUUUCAAAUACUAUGAUUUUUGUUUUUUGACUCUGGUUGUCAAGCUUGUAAUUUUCUGUUUUUAUAAAUUUCAUUUCAAUAUCAAGAAAA